CGGAGAGGGGGCGUUCGAGGCGCUGCUGCUGUCAGAGUCACAGCUGCAGAGUGCGGGACGGGUGUAGACUGACUGACAGGAGGAGUCUUCACUACUGAUCAUGUCGAGUAGCCGCCUCAUUGGACGCAUCCGCAACCCUCCUCAACCCUCAACACCCGCACUAGCAUUUUCAAAGUUGUUUGUCUGUAUCAUACCCAUUGCUCAGAUUGCAAUUGGUGCCAUUCAUCUGCAUGACUGUCCGCGGGAACACUACAUCCCCAUCUAUCUGAUAGUGGGGGGGGUAUUUGGCCUGGUGCUUUCGUUGCUCUCCUGCCUGCCCUGCACCAAAACCCCCGAAGAUGGAACUUCCAACGCGCUCAGCCGAAUCUGCGUGACGUGGAACUCGUUGACAUCGUUAUUUCUCUUCUGCUGGUUUAUUGCAGGUAAUGUGUGGAUAUACUCUAUUUACCAGCCAAACUACAACAAGAAUUCAACAAGUGUGGACCCCUACUGCGACAGGACACUCUACCUGUUUGCUUUCUGGACCACCACCAUAGUGUACAUCCUCCUUGGGUUGUUCAUGUUAGGCGGCUGCUGUGUCUGCGUCUGUUUGUACCUCUUUGGCCAUGCUGACGCCGACGAUCUGUAGAGACAAACAAACCAAUAAGGAGACGGGGAGGAGAUUUUGCUGCUGAGGCUGUUAAAGUGUUCAGGAUUCAUACAUUGCAGCACAUGACCAGUAGAGCGGUGCAGGGUUGAGUCCUAAAACCAGGAAAUGAGAUCGCUUUUUAGCACGUUUGGUUCCCUCGUCUCAAAGUCAUCAGGUUUGUGGUUGGAAGCCACUGGCUUUUUGUCAGGGGAACCAUGAUGCAAACGUAUUGGCCUACAAUAAUGUGACAGUCCUGCCCCGCUCUAUAUGUAACCCCUAUCAUGUCUCUGAGUGGCACAGCCUUUGUUUUGACAACCUUACACAUGCUUGGAUCUGAGAUGCUGUAGAUUUUAACCCUGAUCACUGAUAAUGCCUGUCAGUGUUUUUCUUGAGCUUCACUCACAUCCUUUUUACAGUAUAAACGAGAUGCAUUUUGAACAUGUUGAUCCAGAAAUUGAGCUUGAACUGUACAGGAUAGUAAGAUAAAAUGGCUGCUGAUUUUUUUGUACUGUAAUGCUUGUGUUUGUUGUAUUUCUGGCAGGAAGGCCCUCUAUAAAACCUGGAUAAUACUCCA
Eleginops maclovinus (Patagonian blennie) is the source of this 1202-nucleotide messenger RNA. Its product is annotated as transmembrane protein 272-like. The record is from RefSeq and is a predicted model, not a curated record. The coding region runs from base 101 to 628 and encodes 175 amino acids. The transcript is spliced from 5 exons. Lineage: Eukaryota; Metazoa; Chordata; Actinopteri; Perciformes; Eleginopidae.